CAAUUCCACUUUAAGCUUCAAAGUCUCUCCCUGUCAUCACUUCUUUCACUAAAAAUCCGCCAUGCCGGCCCAAGUGAUCCCUGAGCAGAUCUUUCACUCCAUCCACGACACCAUGAUGGAGGAGACGAAUACAACUUUAUAUCAUAAAAGGUUGGAAGGAAAAGUAGCCAUUAUCACCGGAGGCGCACAUGGAAUAGGCAAAGCAACCGUCAUGCUAUUCGCUAGACACGGUGCCACGGUGGUGAUUGCUGACGUGGACAACGUAGCUGGCUCUUCCCUGGCUAAGUCACUCUCAUCCCACUUAACCUCCUCGACGGUGGCAUUCAUUAGCUGCGAUGUCUCGGUCGAAGCUGACGUGGAAAACCUCGUGAAUGUAACCGUCGCGCGGUAUGGUAGGCUCGACAUUCUAUUCAACAACGCGGGAGUUCUCGGAGACCAAAAGAAACACAAAAGCAUAUUAGACUUCGACGCGGACGAGUUCGACCGCGUGAUGCGUGUGAACGUGCGUGGCAUAGGACUCGGCAUGAAACACGCGGCACGUGCCAUGAUCAAGAGAGGGUUCAAAGGUUGCAUAAUCUCCACGGCAAGUGUAGCCGGUGUGAUGGGUGGAAUGGGACCACACGCUUACACGGCCUCCAAACAUGCGAUCGUUGGUUUGACCAAGAACGCAGCUUGUGAGCUAGGCAAGUAUGGGAUUAGGGUUAAUUGUAUAUCACCGUUUGGAGUUGCCACGUCGAUGCUGGUUAACGCGUGGCGAAAGACGAGUGGUGGAGACGUGGAAGAUGAUGAAGUGGAGGAGAUGGAAGAGUUUGUGAGGAGUUUGGCUAAUUUGAAAGGAGAGACAUUGAGAGCGAAUGAUAUAGCUGAAGCAGCGUUAUAUUUGGCAAGUGAUGAGUCUAAGUAUGUGAACGGACAUAAUCUUGUCGUUGACGGUGGUGUUACGACUGCAAGAAACUGUGUUGGUUUGUGAUCAAAUGUGUCCUUUUUCUGUCUUUUCUCUAAUUGAUCAUCUGCUGUUAAUUAACUGGUUUUGGUAAAUCUUUUUGUUGUUGUUGGAAUAGCUGGUGAAUUAAUAAAACAGUGACUUUAGA
This is a messenger RNA of Arabidopsis arenosa, 1091 nucleotides long. The record is from the annotation of a GenBank genome assembly. Lineage: Eukaryota; Viridiplantae; Streptophyta; Magnoliopsida; Brassicales; Brassicaceae.